Messenger RNA from Heterobasidion irregulare TC 32-1, 1192 nucleotides. RefSeq lists its product as uncharacterized. The record is from RefSeq and is a predicted model, not a curated record. NCBI's taxonomy places the organism in Eukaryota, Fungi, Basidiomycota, Agaricomycetes, Russulales, Bondarzewiaceae. Bases 254 to 1192 code for a protein of 312 amino acids. The transcript has a single exon.
UCAGCAGAUACACAAUGAUCAUUUUUGUGACGACAAUUGAGCGAAGCCCGACGGAGCAAUGAACUAGGACCGUGCCCAGCCUUCCGGACUUUGAUCGAGUCCAGCGGUUCACAGGUUCUCUUCGUCGAGGACAAGCGCACAGGCAUCGUUUCAAUCCCUUAGACCAGGAUGAAAUGCAUCCCACAUACCCUCCCAAGCUCGGCCUAUCUCAGCAUGCGUCUAUCCCCCUGAUCAUCUAUCCACCUCAUCGAAAAUGUCUACCAAUUGCCAGUCACAAAACGAUCCUAGCGACGACACCACCGCGCUUGGGACUAGAGACUCCGUGGCUUCCAGUCUGAAAGAUAUGGCCAGCGAGAACGGUAAGAGCCGUUUUAACAUGGGUGCAACCCAGCCCAUUGACGUCGGCUCUUCGCCUCCAGCCCCACCUCUUCAGUCAGCAGUCAGCCUCACCGACAUGAGCCUAGUCCUAGUAAAGCCGGCAAAACGUCGUCCAUCGGGCACACGCCCUCCCUUCUCUGCUCUUGUGAACGUAUCUGAGAGCCAGACAACGAUCGCCGAGUCCGAGUCUGAGUCCGUCUCCGACUCCGACUCAGCACGGGAGUCGGGAUCAGCGUCCUGCUUGACAGAUGAUUCAGAAUCCGAGCAGGCUCACCACCCCGAGAUACACCACGACAGCUCCGCACUCAGUGUUGCAUGGCAGCGCCGUCACACUGCAGUCUUCCCCCCCACCGAAGGCGACGCAACGCACGCGCCUAACGUGGUCACCCCACGUCUCGGACCUCAUCCUAAUCUCCCACUUCCUGUCGAAGACCCCAUCGAUCUGGACUCGCUGUGGGACGAUAUGCGGGAGUGCCAGAGACUGAUCGCAGAAAGUAAGCAGGAGAAUGCGAAACAGCGUGCGGAUUACGAGCAGGAGAGCGAAGCAGAGCUCGAGGAACGGGGGUGGGGAAGCGAGACAGAGCUGAAAGUCGACGAGGAGGAGGAGUCUACGAGGCACUUAGCCAGGCAUUUUGCGGAAGAGAUGCUGGAGGACGAUCGCAGAACCGCGUCCAGGGAGGAUGAGAGCGAGCACAUGGAUAUCGACUUCGAAGGGGAGUCUUCUAUGUUUACUAGCAGUUACCGAGCAUUUCUCGAGUCGUCUCCGAUGGACCAAGACGACGAAGAGGAGAGGGAGCUAGCGGAUUUUCUAUAG